ACCUCAGAGCGGCGUUAUGGCCGCGACGCGGGUGCUGCUGCUCCUGUCCGGGCGUCCGGAGUCGGUGAGCUUCGCACAGAGUGUGUGUGGCCUCCUGGGCGCUGGAUCAGAGCUUGGGCCGUGGCCCACGUACUGCAGCCUGAAGCGAGGACAGCUCGUCCUCUCGGACAGGCCAUUCCCAGGCGCCUCGGCUAGGCUUCCGCUCCAGCGACCGGCUUUCUGCCCUUUUGCGGCCUUCAACCAGCAGCCCAAGGCCCCCGGGGCCCAGCUGCCCGCAGAUCGAGGUGUGGAUCUGGGCGUGGCCGUCAUUCUGCAGUCCAGUGACCAGACUGUUUUGUUAACCCGAAGGACUCGCACCCUCCGCAUUUCCCCCAAUCUCUGGGUACCCCCAGGUGGGCAUGUGGAACUCCAUGAGGAGCUGCUGGAUGGAGGGCUUCGAGAGCUUUGGGAGGAGACUGGACUACAGCUGCCCCAGGGCCAGUUUUCUUGGGUCCCUCUGGGGUUAUGGGAGUCUGCCUACCCUCCUAGACUGAGCUGGGGUUUCCCCAAAUACCAUCACGUUGUUCUGUAUCUACUUGUGAUCUCCCAGGAGUCACAGCAGCAGCUGCAGGCCCGGAUCCAACCAAACCCAAGUGAGGUGAGCGCCUGUAUGUGGCUGGGACCAGACGUAGCAGCUGCAGUGGCUGCCACAGAGGAUGGGACAGAGAUGCCCAGACUUUCCCCCCAGGACCUACCACCCUCUGUCCUUGCAAUGGAACUAGAGGAGGAUGGAAGAGCCCGACGACCUUUGGUCCUGCCCAUGUCCACACUGCUGCAGACUACCCCAACCACAGCAGAGGACAAAGAGAGGGUCAGCACUGGAACCAAGUUUGCCCUCAGGCUCUGGCUGCAGCAUCUGGGCAGGUAAAGGGUAACACCCCCAUCACGUGAAAGGGGAGCUUACAUGGACCCCAGACCAGCAAAGGAAGAACAGAACAUGGACCCUCUUCCCCCAAACCAGGGGUCUGGGAAAUGAAGUACAUAACCCCUUCCCUAGUCCACCUCCAUGACACAGAACAUUCACAAUCUUUAUUAUGGGUGAGAAC
Microcebus murinus (gray mouse lemur) is the source of this 1085-nucleotide messenger RNA. It is a transcript of the gene NUDT17, whose product is annotated as nudix hydrolase 17. Gene Ontology annotation, molecular function: NADH pyrophosphatase activity. Lineage: Eukaryota; Metazoa; Chordata; Mammalia; Primates; Cheirogaleidae. Gene Ontology annotation, cellular component: peroxisome; cytosol. Gene Ontology annotation, biological process: NAD+ catabolic process; NADP+ catabolic process. The record is from RefSeq and is a predicted model, not a curated record.